Molecule: messenger RNA, 1286 nt
Organism: Caenorhabditis auriculariae
Lineage: Eukaryota; Metazoa; Nematoda; Chromadorea; Rhabditida; Rhabditidae
Source: the annotation of a GenBank genome assembly
AUGCCGAAGUACUAUUGCGAUUACUGUGAUACUUUUUUAACCCACGAUUCGCCAUCAGUUCGUAAAACGCACAAUGGCGGACGAAAGCACAAGGAAAAUGUCAGAAUGUUCUAUCAGGUUUUUCAAAAUUCAUUUUCUCCAAUGUCUCUUUUUUCAGAAAUGGAUGGAAGAUCAAGCGCAGAAACUCGUCGAUGCUACAGCCAGAGCUUUCGCAACAAAUAGAGUUUUUUUUUGUGAAGCAGAAACUAUUAUUUGAACAAAUGAUUCAGAUGGCUGGAGCAGUACCUCGUACGACGCUGGGAAUGAAUGCGAUGCCGCCGCAGAUGCCGCGGCCGAUGAUGCCUCCAGGAAUGAAUCCGAUGGGGAUGCCGCAGAUGGCGCCCAUGGGAAUGGGUUUCCACGGACAAGGCGUUCGUUUCUUUUUCGCAAUAAAAAACACAUUUAGAAGUUGAAAGUUGAUGGAUAAGGCCUUGAAAGCUAUUUUAGCUAAAUACCGCUUUUUCCAAUAGAUAAGCCUCAGGGCCAGAAACCGGUUUUUUUCAACGGAUUUUCACGAUGAACUUACUAACUGAAUUUUUUCAUCAAAAAAUAACCGAGUCUUGAACAAGUGCAGAAGAGCUGCGCCUGAUUCUGAUUCGAGAAAAAUAGUUUCUCGUUGCAAAUUUCAUUUCAGAAAAUUAGUUCAUUUACGGAUCAGUAUUACCUGACAUCUGAUCUGGAAAAAGAUUGUAUAGUCAAUUUUUCCGAAUUGAAAAGCAAAAGAGGCGGGACGCGCAGCGUGCGCCUACGCGAUUCUUGGCACAAGUUCAAUUCAACCGCCAGCCACUAUUUGGAGGGAUCUUUUAUCGCUCUUCUCAUUUCUUUAUUGAUUUUUUCAUUAGUGCAUUAGAAAAAAAAAGAAUAGGUUUUAUAACAGCGGUGACCGGGCUCUUCAAGCAUUCGGCGGGCUUUUUAAAUGUUCGAUUGAAUUGAACUGGUGCCAAAAACCGCGUACGCGUUUCGUCCAAUCCUCUGCCUCCCUCGCUUUUCAAGUCGGUAGGGAUUGAAUAAAAGUUUUAGGCACAUUUUCCGGGAGGAGGUGUAUUGAGUGGAAAAUAUUGAGAGCAUCCGCCGGGAACUAGAACCUAUUAUUUAACGGAAUCUCACAAGACUUCUAGAUGCCACCGUUCGGCGGUCCGCGACCAAUGCCUCCAGGAAUGCCGGGGAUGGGAGGUCCGGGCAUGACCGGGAUGUCUCCGAUGCUCCGAGGAGCGCCGGCGCCUUUCCGUCCGCCGCCGUCUUCAUAG